AUGUCUGCGUUCAGCAUCUUCGACAUUGCUCCUCAGUACGAAGUGCCUCUACCGGGAGACGGCCUAGAGAGGCAGUCAAGUGAAAUGGAGCUCCUGAAAGGCCCGGAUGGACGCGGCCCCGAAGUCUUAUCAGACGAUAAUGGUUCUUUGCUCAUCGAGUCCUCAAGCACCGAUAACCAUGUUUCAUCAAAAAGCAACCAAGCACAUUCGCUCGGAACAGUUUCGUUUCCCAACGGUUCUGUUGGUGAUAUGUCACUUGAGGAUAGAAUCACUCAGGGUGUAAUCAAGACUGAGGAUGACAAGGACUUCCUUCCAGCUGAUAAGAUCGAAGCUUUGACUUCUAGGAGCGUCGUCGAAAAAGAGCUCAGAAAGCAUGUUGCAAAGGAGCGAUUGCCAUACCUUGUCGACUAUGUCACCAAUCCAGAUCAACCUGCUAAGCGGCUGUUUCUAACUCUGGUAGUCCGCGAUGAUAUUCAACGUCUAGAAGCCCUAGCCGAUGCUCCGCAAAAACUUCAUGACAAAGAAUUGCCCGUCAAAGUUGCGAAAAGUAUCGACGAGACUACUGGAGCCAUGAGUUUCACAAUGCAGAGCAUUGAAAGCGGUAAAAUGUGGUUCGAAUUUGCGAGUCCUAGGAAGAGCUAUCUCGACAGUUUCUUCCACAGUCAAUGGCAGUUUCUCGCGCCUGUCUUCACGACCGACUCCUUUCGUCACGAGCUUCACCCGAUGUGUCCUCUUCCUUUCAUUAAGAAGAUCAACCACCACAAGACAGGCUUUUUCAGUUCUGUUUUUGAAGUGGUGAUCCAUGAUGCGCAUCAAAAGGUUCUUCCGACGGUCGAGGGCAAGAAAAUUCGUGUCGCCUCAAAGGAGAUGAGAAUUGGGAUGGAUUCAUACUACGAGAAAGAAGCAGAGAUUCUGAAAACCAUACGCAAUUUGGAGAGCCCACAUCUCAUUAAACCUUUGGCGGCCUAUCGAAGAGGCGACCUCAGGGGCUUUCUCUUCCCAUGGGGAGAGGGCGGCAACCUCAAGGAAUUCUGGGUCAACCAAGAAGGGAAACCACAUGUGCCUGUCAAGGAUCCUCAACUUGUUCUUUGGGUUCUUCAGCAACUGCAGGGGAUCUGUGGGUCCAUCAGUGCCUUGCAUGAGAGGAAUUGCCGGCAUGGAGACUUGAAACCCGAGAACAUCCUUCACUUUCAUGAAAACGAAACCAGGGGUAUUCUCAGAGUUGCCGACGUAGGGCUCGCCAGAUUCCAUAUUGAGGCUACCAGAGAUCGAAAGCAGGUGACGAAUACCAUGACGGGCACCGUUCGCUACGAGCCUCCCGAAUUCGGUCAUACGGUCAAAAUCUCUCGACUCUACGAUGUAUGGUCAUUGGGAUGCGUAUUUCUCGAAUUUCUAAUCUGGGUACUCUAUGGCAAUAGCAAGUUGAGGGAGUUCAACAGGGCCAGCAUUGAAGAGAAGUUCUGGAGUAAGGGCGACGACGGCUACCACCAGCACCGCGAGGUCAAGAGUUGGAUUCACCACAUGUCCAAGGACCUUAAGCGAAGCGACAUAACAUCUAACACGGCGCUCAAAGACGUCCUAAAGCUAAUUGACUUGAACAUGCUAGUUCCCGAGGUCGAAGGUCGGACAAUUUCAACAGAGUUGCACAGGAAGUUGGUGACGAUCUACGAAAAAGCUAAAGCUAGAGGCGGAUAUCUCAUGGAUUCUACUCUGUGGGAUCGCAUCAGUACGAGGGCGGUCCCCGCUGAACAGAAACGAUCUACCCUGGAAGUUCCGGGUCAACGACCUGCUCUUCUCGCACGCACACUGGACACUCCCAUUGUCAUUGAAAGCAAUAUUGACACAGGCAUCAUUAGUGUACCAGUUCCUACAUCAAAUGCUCAAGAAGCACAGAUAGGCUUUCCCACUCUACCAGGAACGGGUACCCCUCAGCAGUUCAUUCUGCUGAACAAGUGGCUACAGGUGUGUGACGAACAGCACAAUCAUGUGAUGGUCCACAGUACAGAGUUGCCCACUCGAGUGCUCGAUGUUGGCAUUGACACUGACUAUGCCAUUCGCCUCUGUGAUGGAAUUUAUUUUCCUGGUCAACGCUACACUGCUCUCAGCCACUGCUGGGGAGUCAAUUCCCAGGCUCAGGUCCGCACGUUGAAGAAAAACAUCGAGGAAUUUCGUGAGAAAAUUGAGUUCAGCACCCUUCCGAAGAGCUUCCAGGACGCGGUUGUAAUUACGCGGGCACUGGGGGUGCGCUAUUUGUGGAUUGACUCCCUCUGCAUUAUCCAGGACGACAAACAAGACUGGGCAUUUGAGGCUACACGCAUGGAACAUGUGUUCAGCUCUGCUUUCUGCACCAUAGCAGCCACGUCAGCAUCAUCAUCGGCUGAGGGCUUUUUGCGCCAGAAAAAGCAACAGGCGUUCGUAACAUUGGCUGGCCCAGACGGUGGCUUCACUUUUGUGCGCAAGUCGAUCGACGAUUUCCACCAAGACGUUGAAGAGGCUGUGCUGAACCAGCGCGGCUGGGUGUUGCAAGAACGAGCACUAUCGCGUCGAACGUUGCACUUUACAGCAUCUCAAGUGUACUGGGAAUGUGGCAGGGGCGUUCAUUGCGAGAGUUUGAUGAGGCUUUCCAAUCGCCAGGCCGCCCUCCUCGGAGACUCAAAUUUCCCCAAGUCAGCUUUGGCAUACUUCAAGGGAGGCCGUAUUGUGACGUUUCAAACUCUCUACCAGAUGUAUUCGCGACUCGCAUUCACGGUGCCAAGCGACCGAUCUAUUGGCAUCAAGGGUCUCGAAGAGAGGCUGGUAAAGAAUUUUGAAACGAAAGGAGGAUUUGGAAUUUUCGACGGGUACUUGCAAAGAAGCCUUCUCUGGCAGAAGGCAUCCGAUGCGUCACUGGAAAGGAUCUUGUAUCCCUCAGAUAGGCGAGUUCCUUCCUGGUCCUGGAUGGCAUACAGUGGUCCGAUAGGCUAUCUCGAAGCUCCCUUCGAACACAUCAACUGGACUGAUGAUAUCGUCACGCCUUUCAACACAGACAGCGGGAAGAAGACUCAUUGGGAAGUUUCCGGAGGAAGUGAAAUUCCUUUACUCCGUGGCUUUGCAAGCCGCAUCAGUCUGGACGCCAUCGAACUCCGCAAAAGAGUCAGCUUUGACGAGACGACAAACUAUAGGGCAGACCAGUUGAGAUGUAUCACCAUUGGCAAGGAAAAGCCAGAGGGGUUAACUCGGGAACCAAUGCAUUAUGUUCUUGUCAUUGUCAGGCUUUCUAAAGAGAAGGGUGGUCGAUACGAGCGGGUUGGCGUAGGAAGAUUACUGGGCGAGCACAUCCUGCGAGAGCCGCAACUGAACGUUGAGGUGCAGUAG
Colletotrichum orchidophilum is the source of this 3354-nucleotide messenger RNA. RefSeq lists its product as uncharacterized. The record is from RefSeq and is a predicted model, not a curated record. Gene Ontology annotation, biological process: protein phosphorylation. NCBI's taxonomy places the organism in Eukaryota, Fungi, Ascomycota, Sordariomycetes, Glomerellales, Glomerellaceae. The coding region runs from base 1 to 3354 and encodes 1117 amino acids. Gene Ontology annotation, molecular function: protein kinase activity; ATP binding. The transcript is spliced from 6 exons.